Molecule: messenger RNA, 300 nt
Organism: Sphenostylis stenocarpa
Lineage: Eukaryota; Viridiplantae; Streptophyta; Magnoliopsida; Fabales; Fabaceae
Source: the annotation of a GenBank genome assembly
AUGGACUGCGUUCGUGGGGCACGUUGGAUUCGUAUGAUGCUGGAGGGUGUCGCACGUGGGAGAGUUGUAGAAUUGUGGAGCUUCUUUAAAACGUUGUUGAGUGGAGGUGGUGGUGGUGGUGGUGGUUUGCGUGGAGAAGACGACUAUGGUACAUUGGAAUGUGAAGAAGAAGAGGAAGAAAAAGAAAGAUGUGGUGAAAAGUCAAAUGGCCACCGACACAUGAUGGCUGGCUCUCACGGCCGAAGACGGUCGAAAAAGUCAUCAUCUGCUGAAAGGGACAUAAUUCAGUUUUUAGCUUAG